CGCGCAUGCGUUGUGUGCAGCAAAACAAAAAUGGCGUUCAGAUAUUUCGCUGAAUGUAAACACUUGCUGAUAUAGCAUCAUAGCAAGAGAAAUCUGCGUCCUGAUAGAAUAAAUGACCGUCAGAAAGUUAGUCUAACUGUAAUUCAUCAUGCUCGACCUAGAGGUAGUACCAGAAAGAUCUCUAGGAAACGAGCAAUGGGAGUUCGUUCUUGGUAUGCCUGUCUACCAGGCGGUGAACAUCCUGAAGCGCCAGGAUCGGAUCAUCAAGGGCAUCCAGGUGUGGUACAGCGACCAGGUGAGAAACGCAUCAUGGCAGCGAUCUCCAUCAAAGGGAGGCACUGAAGCUGUGCUUGGUGACUUUACCAAGAACCCUCUUCAGAUGGACCUGGUGUUAAACUUGUCCCACGACGGCAUCAAACUCAUCUUCGACCCUGUGUCCCAGCGUCUGAAGAUUAUAGAAGUAAACAAUAUGAGCAAGGUCAAAUUAAAAUAUUGCGGGGUUCACUUCAACACGGCACAAGUGCGUCCAACCAUUGAGCAAAUUGACCAGUCAUUCGGGGCAACUCACCCUGGAGUGUACAUAUCUGAAAAGCAGUUGUUUGUUCUAAAUUUCCGGGGGCUUUCAUUUGACUUCCCAAUUGAUUCCAAGUUUGAGAUUGACAAAUACAUGAGCCAUGUAAAUGGAUGUUUGAUACCAAAGUAUGCUCAUGGACUGGGAUCUCUUCAGUUUCCAAAUGGAGCUUCUCCCACAGUGUCGAGAAUGUGUAUAUACUCAGGAAACAGUCUUCAGGAAACAAAAGCACCUCCCUUGCCUGUUUCGUGUUUCCAUGGCAACUGUUUCCUGGAUUGCCUGGAAGUUCUACGAGAGCAUAAUACAACUCUGGGACUUAAGUUUUUACUGGUGACUGAGGGUAGUGGAGCAGGCAAGUUGCUCGAUCCAAGGAAGAGGCCUAUUGAGAGAAUUGUUCGCUUCGGGGAUUCAUGUCAGGAUGUUAUCAGUGCCUUAGGUUGUCCCAGCAAGGUGUUCUACAAAUCUGAGGACAAGAUGAAGAUCCACUCCCCUGAGGCUCACAAGAGGGUCCGCUCUCGCAGCGCUGACUUCUUCUACAACUACUUCACCAUGGGGGUUGACCUGUUGUUUGAUGCCAACUCCUAUCUUGUGAAGAAGUUCAUUCUCCACACCAACUUUCCUGGACACUAUAACUUUAACAUGUACUGUCGCUGUGAGUUCAAGCUGCCUGUGAUGGUGACUAGGGAGAAGCUGCAGCACAGCCUCAUGGACGACAGUGACUUCAUCGUCACAGCCUACUCCAGGUGGAAUGAUGUACAGUCCUCCUUGCUGAAGGCAGAUGAGCGGCCUGUCAUCCUCAACCGUUCCUCCUCCACCAACACCAGCAAUCCAUUUGGCUCAACAUUCUGUUAUGGCGUGCAAGAUAUGAUAUUUGAGGUGAUGCAGAACCAGCAUAUAGCCUCUCUCACCUUGUAUAAACCCUCAGCAGCCCGGGAGACAUUGUCUGCCUCUUGAUGGCACCACGACGUACAUCCAGAUGCUUGUGGACCAGACUCCGAACCCAACACAUACCAGCAACGGUUCUGUCAUAGUGGACACCAAGUGACACCUGUGUCGCCACACCUUGCCAUGUCAGGAAGCCAAGGAGGGUGCAACAAAUGUGACCUCUGACCUGGCAGGGGACAUAACUCUUGCAUGUCAUUUAUCUUUUGAGAUUACAGGAUCAUGGGAAGUGUCAUCUUAGUACCCAUGGACAUGUUAUAUUACAUCUUAGUAUGUUUCCCAAUUCUCAAGGAAGUUGUUCCCUUCUGUACAAUAUCCAAGUUAUGUAUGAAACUUGACAAUAAUUACCAACAAUGGGUUUCCCAUUCCAGAGUUUGUGAUGAUGAUGAAUGUUUGCCUCGUCAAGUAGAGGAAGCAUAUGGAUCUAUAUACUGGUAUAUGAUUUGAUGAAUGUAUUUAUGUCUACGCUUCUUACAUUGCUGACACUGUUGGUGAUGUUGCUACCACAGUGUAGGUAGGGGAGCUCUGACACUCCAUGUGCCUGUAAUAGGAAGCCUUCCUUGCUCUGUUGUCACCCAACCUCAUUUCCACGGGACUUUAAUCAGUCACUUCUUUUGUGGCAUGGCAAUUAUUAAUUCAUUCUGGGCAUUGAGUCUUUCAGUGACGCACAGAUAUUGAAAAUGUAACCAAACACCACUGACACAAGACAUCAAUCGAUCUGUUCUGACUUCUAGUCAUGUUUGUGAAAUUUUCAUCAACCAAGUUCCUGAUAUAUUAUCAUCAGUAAUGGUGUAAUUGCUAGAUCAGCCAGACUUUCAUCCUUAUUCCAUCCUUUCUGUCUUCAAGUGCAACUACCCUACAAACUCUAUUCUUUCAUCAAAUCUUACGUAUUUUAUCUGAUAAUAUCCACUGAGCAUUGGCAGAAUAUCAGAGCAUAAAAUAUGUAUCACAGAUGCCUGUAUUGGUCAGUGUCUAGCAGAGUUGAUAGCUUGAACAAAGGACACCCACAGGAUUGAUGUUCCAUGUCUGGUAUAGUAGAGACAGUCCUGGCCCCUCCAUGUAGGGAGGUAUAUCAAUCAAGAUGUGACACUUAGUUUAACUUAGUUUAAUGACUGUUGUAGUCAAGUUGUGAAGUGUAGCAGUCUAGACCUGAACUUGAUGUCAGUGUCAAGAAGUCAUGGGAGAUAUUGACCUGAUUGGACAAAAUGUAGCAGGUUUGAUCACUGUGAUGCUAGAACUCUUACAGCAAGCAGACGAAACAAGAUGCAUGUGGAAAAAAAAUUGUUUGGAAGCUGUGCUGGAGGAGAAAAAAACAUGGAUGGAGUGUUCAGAAGCCAGACAAUUAUAGAAGUGGUAUUGAACAUUCUACGCAAUUCCCAGUUAAACAGCCAGUGGGAUGUUUGAACUUGUACAGCAAAUGUGAAUGAAGACAUUUUGGCAAGACUGUGAUUAUUAUCUACAGUGUCUUGAGACAUCACAGGGGGUGGUAUUGAUGAGUAUAGUACUAAACAGACUGUUCACCUUCAUGGCUAUGCUAUCAGCAUUGGAAUAGCAAGUUGGAUGAUGACAAGUGAUGAGAGGAUUGUUACUUUGACGGGGUACCAGCAAGCUUGAUGCAGUCUAGUGACAGUUAUCUCAGUCCUACAACCAUGGACAUUCAGUGUUAUCGUAAGGCCUUGUGGCCAUGCCAAGACCAGUUUGUUUCAAAAUAUCGCAUCAUGAGUCGAAGUAACUGAGAUUGUUUGGACAGAUGGACCCCAAGACAGAGAGUCUGCGGUCUGCAGAAUGAUAUUGUACAUUGAUGGCCUUUCACAUCGAGUGGGAAUUGAUGUACAAGAUGUGAUGGAAACUGACAUAACAAGGGAGUUUUUUAGAUGGUUGGUGUGCUUUCAUAUUGUUGGGAGUGACCUGUUGAGUUUGCUGUUUGAUGCAGGUUUGUUCUUGGAUUGAAUUCUUUGAAGAACUGACUGAGUUGGUGAUGAGUUGGAGUUUCAGUAUCCCAUUGAUGAUGCACAGCAGCCGUUAUGUCUCUGCGAAGCUAAUGCUGUUUUUCUGGCAGAUUAUCCCUUUACCAAAUGAUAAUUAAUUGUUAUCUGUGUGUUAUCAGUUGAUAGUUUUCCCCAUUUUGAAUGUGUUCUUUUUCACAACCUAAUUUUCUUGAUACAUAAAUGAUAUCAAUGUUUUAUGAAAAUGGUCAUUUUUAACCAUGCUCCAAGCAUAUGGCACUUUUAAGGGGUUGAACUUUACAGAACUGUUAGUACAUGUACAACCAAAUAGUGAUAGCAUUUAGAGAAGCAUUCUUGGGAAAAAGAAUUGACACCAGCCCAAUGAAUAUCUCUUAUUUAGGUUGGGCUCUCAGACUUUCAGGCUACGGUUCACCCCCGAUUUUAACCCAUGUGUCUGGCUGUUCUUUUAGAUGCAGUUAAUCAUUUUAGUGGGAUAGGAGAAAAAGAUGUGUGUCCGUGUGUUUUAAAAAUUUUGUGUCUGGUUAUAGUUUUAAUCUCUAUUUUAUAUGAUAGUUGCCUUUUUAUAUGGAAUUGUCAGUGUUGAUGUGAUAAAUUCAGUCAUACAAGUGCUAUGCUAACGUUUGAACAGAAGAUUAAUGAGUAUAUAAAAAAUAGAAAUAGAUGAGAUGAGUGUUAUGAAAAUAAGUAGUUCAACCCUGACCCCUUCCACAAACCCCAAGUCUUGGAUGAUUCCUACUGUAGCAAUAGCCCAAGUGUGAAUGAGUUCCAUGCUUCAGAAUUAUUUUGGCUUCUUCGAGGGAAAAAUUUUGACACUUUGAUGAAAAAGAUACUGCUCUCGUUGCUUUAUUGUGUUGAAUGGAAUUGAGUUGAAAUUCUAGAUAAUCAGUGUAAAUGAGGCUGAAAAGUGAAAAUGCUGUUAUUUAUUGAAAGAAAGAUAUAGAAUGUUCAGGUAACCCAAGCUGACAACAGUAAGCUGUGGUAAUUGGGACGAGGGUAGUGCUUGAAUAUACUUGUAUGUUGUCCUAUGUGUCUGUACAUAUGUGUUAACAGUUGUGUACAAACUAACUGUAUAUUUGAAUGUUUAACACAGGGAAAGCCUGUAAGUAUUGCAAACAAUAAACUGAGGUCAUUGGCAUAAUCAAGUCGGGAAUCUGAAUGUCAUAAGUUAGUGGAAGGAAGUAUUGCUGAGAUUACUCUGUAUGAUGGGUAGUAGAGCUUUAGUUUCCAUGAUUGUUGCACUUAUCCCUUUGAUUUGUAAAUUAGUCAGAUGGGAGAUUUUUGUUUUAAUAAAUAUCAAAUAAGUUUCACAUAUAUUUUGGUAACACAGAAGUAUGCUGUUCAUUUCAAAGAGAAGUGACUUAAAUCUUGCCACAAUUUUUCCUGAAUCACUAUUUUUGUAAGGUAAGCUGUGUUUGAGUAUGAACAGCAGUAAUUAAGAUAAAAAUAAUUUGGGGUAUAAUAAUGGUAAGGAAAUACGGUGGGACAAACAUGGUGGCAGCAGAACUAUUAGGAUCUCUCUGUGUCUACUUACAAAACACGGUCAACAAAAUAUGCUAUCUGUAGUUGUAUACAGGAUGUUGUAUGUAAGGAAAAUGUUUUGAAUUGAUACAGAGAAGCUGUAUGGAGAACUGAUGUGGUCAUUUUAAACAGGAAAUAUUACUUUGUGAGAUACUAAAGUUGAGCUUGCCUCGGGGUUUGCACUUAAUACAGAAAUGUGAUACAAAGGUGUAUAUUUUUAGAGAUGAUUGUGAUGAGUGUAAGGUGGAACCAGUCGUGUCAGCCCUGAUUUAUCCAGUGUGUCAUUUCUCCCAUUCCUUUAUGAAGUACACCCUGGACCCACUUGCCAGCACUGCUUCUGUUUGGAAGUGCCAUCACCAGCUCCUUUAUCAUGAUCACAAGACUGGUAUAACACAGAGAAGUCCGCAUGCUACAAGAUGUUCCAGUCAUGUAUAUGAUGACACACAAAAGUCGAGACAAAUUUGGGUGAUAUUGCCAUUGUGUUAGCCACGAAAGAACGGUGUAAUUUAAUUGGAUGGCUAUUUUUGGUAUUGUCAUUUGAAUUGGAGUCAAGCAAAUUGGGAUGGCGAGUGGGUCCAUGCAUUUAUCAUACUAGAUUGGAAGUAUAAAACACAAGAUAAUCGAGAUGUGUAGUGUAAGUUAGAAUAUACAGUGGCUUACAGCAGCUUCCAGAUGCUGUGUCUGUCAGGGUAUGCUACCUUCUUUCUGGGAAGGAUACAGAUCUGUAUCAUGAUACUGACAUGAUACACCAUUGUGAUGAGGGCUAUACAAACAUUGCCUUCUGUACUUGCAUUUCAAAUGGAGAAACAUGCCAGACUGUUUGUAACCAUCUAAAUGUCCUUGACCACAAAUAUUCACCUGGAGAUGAGCACUGAUUAUUUAUAAUAAUACCUUUAUAAAUUUUCUGAUGACACAUUCGUUUUUGUUUUCAUAGUGACAUGCUCCUAUUGACAUUCAGAGCAGAAAUACAAAAUCUACGGACAACAGUGAUUGCCUCCCUUUCACCUCUGCUGCUUUGUCUCAUAUCUUUCAGCAGGUAGCAGUGGUAUUUCAGAAAUGUAUCAAAAGACCAAACUCUAAUGUAGAGACUUCAGGAAGAUCCUGAAACUUGAGGAUUUAGGAAUAUAAUGGAGUGGUGCGUACCCAUUUUCCAGGUGUAUAAUUGUUAUAGUGUAUAUGAUACUAUGUGUUGUAUCUGGUUAUGUAUCAUGUUGAAAUGUGAAGUAUCUUGACAACAAGUCUUGUAUCAGGUGUCAUUUUAAGAAACAGUUGACAUUUUUGAAAGAAUAGGUCUUGCGUGUCAGUAAGACAAUGUGGUGUUUAUGUGAUUUCUCUUCAGUGUAGGAAUCAGAGUUAUUGAUAUUCCAUUUUUCUGAUUCAAAGUUAAUGAUUCAAGUAUUGCAGUUGUAGAAUUUCCCUGACAAAUGAGUUUCUGUAGUAUGUAUGUACAUAUUAGCAUUAUGAAUGCCCUGAACUACUGUACGUUGUGAACAGUGUACGCCCGUUACGUCCCUGUCUGGGACAAGUAUUACAUAAAUAACACUGUAGCUAGCGUCACUACAUUGUCCUUGAUCACACAGGGAACUGAGUUUUUUAUGAAUAACUUGUAUUAUGUAUGUCAAUGGGAUGUUUUUUCCAGUGCAUUUGUCUUUGUAAAUACAGGAAGCACAAUCCAUGAGCAGUCUGUACAGGCCGUGUUGUGAGGCAGUGUGGUCUUCUAUACAAUGAUACUGUUACUCAUGAAACUGCUAGACUUCCAUCCCCACAGCUUCCCACCUAUUAAUACUACUCAUGACAGAUAAACUGUCGUAAUAUGAAAGAAUCGGGUCCUUAACGUUUUUUAGUUGCAUAGAACAAACAUUGUAUAGAACGUCUCUUUCUCAUUGCCUGUCCUUCAAAGAAAUCUUAGUGCUACGACUGUCGUAAGUCUGGGUUAUAGUAUGGGAGUUGCGAUCACCUCAGCGCUAAGAUCACUUUGUGGAACUGGUUCCAGUUGUGUAUUGUUUCAUGGAUGGGAGUUUGGCAGUUGUCGAGAGGUAGCAGGGAUGUUCGCUGUGUUUGAAUUUUAUCCUUGUGGUACUGAUACUUGAUAAUGAACAAAUAAUUAAUUUGGUACAUUUUAUAUGAACAAUUGAUUUUAACUUAUCAAAUUUUUCAAAGCAUAUCUGUGAGUUUUAUUGUUCAGCUGUUAUGUAGGAUUAAUGAAAACUUUUUGAUUGUGUUACUUUGCAUGAGCCUUUUCUCUUGCUAAGAUCUUUCUCUUGUGAUCGGACAUGUUUCACUGCUUGAUCUUAUUAAGGUUUUAUGUUUAUCAAGACAGACGUUGAAACUUAUUGCAUGAAAAAUAUGUUAAAUGUACGAUUACUCGGUAUUAUCAAAAGUUUUAAAAGUUAAAUGUUAUAUUUUUUGUAUUUCUGAAGUAUAGAUUUAGAAAUAAAAAUAUUUAACCCGUAUUUUGUACAUCUUGUGCCAAAUAAUAGCUGUUCUUGACGAAAGAAAGCAUUGUCAAAUUAACUUUAUUUUCCUGUGUCUUGACUAUGAUGUGAAAUUAAAGUGUAAAGUUUCACUGAGCAAUGUCUGUACAGUGAAACACAUAAAACCUUAGUCAGAUUUCCCUUUAUUUCUUGAUAUCACUUCUGUAUUCACUUGUUAUAGGAUAGCAUGUGUUUUUAAUGUACAUAAUGUUUGCAGUCUGUUGUAGGCUGGAGAGAGAGAGAGAGAGAGAGAGAAAGCGAGGGAGAGAGAGAGAGAAAGCAAGGGAGAGAGAGAGAGAGUGAGCAUAUAAUGACUAAGGAACUAUGCAAGUGUGAUGAAAGGAACUAUUGGGAAGAUUUUGAAAAAUUGUGUUUUGAAAUUGCCAUUUCAAUGAGAUUAUUUCCUACUAGAUUGACCAUUAUAUUGUGCAUGUAGGCUUACAGCCUUCAGGUGAUUGAAAUUCUACUUUUCAUGGCCAAUGAUUUGUUUUCUUACCAUGUGGAUUUCUGAAAUCUUUGUACAAAAAAGUUAUAUUUUGUGAUGAUGAGUCAGAGGCGAUAUGAAAAGUGUUGCAUGUUCACAGUUUGGGCGGAGCUGUGGUUCUUGUGGGCCCUGAACAGGGAUAUGAUACUGGUAACAGUUUGUUGUAAUGUUAGAGCUGUUUUUCCAUAUACCCUUGUAGUACAAUCAAUUUUUGUGAGUGUCUUAAACAUCCACAAAUAUCUCUGAACAAGAAUAUUCAAUUCAUAUACAUGUAGUUAUUCAUACUAUACCUUGUUAAUAUGAUUUAGAUUCUAAAACACAAACAAAACAUUUCUGUUCAGGUAUUAUUUGUAAUUCUAAUAUCCAAGAUUUUGUGUGGAAAGAGAAUUUGUGUUUUCAAACACUGACAUACACGAACAUCUAAAGUACAGCUGUCAGACCGUGAAAUAUUCAUAGUCAGCUCUCAUUACACUUCACACAGUAUAUCACAAAAGCAAUUUUGCAAACAUAAAUUCUCCUGAGGGUCGUUUGUUUUAAGGUUCAGUGAACCAAAGAUACUUUCUAAGAUAUUAUUCCUGAAACAAUUCCCUCAUUUUGCAAAUACAAGUUAAAGAACCCCCGAUUCUUUCUAUCAUAUUACAACCUAUAGUAAUAUGAAAGAUUCAGGGGUUCUUUCACUUUCUUUAAAUAGCAUACAUGUAUUUGCAAAAAUGAGGGAAAUUGUUUCGGAAGUACAGUAAACUCCGGUUAUAACGAACACGCUUAUAACGAACUGACGGAUAUAACGAACUUACUUUUUGGUCCCGACUACUUGCUGUAGUCAUGCUGUAUAUGUACUUAUAACAAACUACGGUUAUAACGAACUAAAAUUAGUAGUUCCUUUGAGUUUGUUAUAACCCUAGUUUACUGUAGUGAAGUAGUGGAAAUUAUUUUUGUUACAUUGACUUUACAUAGAACACUUGGGAGAAUUUCAUUUUCAACUUACAUAUUACCAAUGACUACAAUUCUACCACUCUUAUACAUACAAGGGUUUCAAGGCAAUUGGCAUAUUGGGCACCUAGGGCGUUUCUUUUCCAUGUUAUCUCUUCUAGUCUUAGGGUGGAGGUAUAUGAAAAGGGGUAAAACAAAUUGUACUAUUUUGUAUGAAUACAUUAGUCACCUUUCAUUGUCAUGUCGAUGGGAGAGGAUAAACUGUUACCUGCAUAUACUGAUCACUGUUGAUGUCACAUGGUUCAUAACUGGCAUUGACAGUAGUUACUCUGGACUUGUAAUGACUCUCAUGGUCAACGUGGUCAUUCAGUCUUCUAUUUGUCCUGUCUUCAUCGUGUAACCACAUUCUCUUAUCACAAUGUGUAAUGUCAUCAAGUCAUUAUAACCUGUAUCCCUUUCUUACCAAAGACAUCUUAAUCUGACAUGCAUGGAUUAGUAUACUGAAUUGUCAAGGUUUAGCAGAUCUGUUUCUAUGUAAGUCCAGGCCAGUGUAAUUUCUUGUUUUUUUGGUCAUUAUACCAAAGCUUGAUGGCAAAAUACACAUAACAUGUUGUCAAGGUUGAAUUGAGGUAAAUUUUCUGAAAGAAAAUAUGUCUGAUAAAAAUGCAAAACAUUUUCAUCAAACACAGCAUUAUAUAUUUUUGGGUUCUAUUUUAAAACAAGAACAGGAAUUGAUCUGGCUUUGUUUGACAAUAAUGAGGUUUUUUUUUGUAUCAUGUAUGUUUCAACUACUAGAUUGUACCUCCUUCACUGUGGAUAGGAAGUAAGUUCACCUGUGUGACUGUUUACAGGUUAAUGUGACAUAACCAGAAUUUCCUGGGUAAUCAAUGGUCACACAUAUUCUAGUUUAUUUUAAACUGUGUAACACAGGGGAAAGACACACUCAGUUUGUCAAAGGUAAUGUAUUCCUCUUAGGUUGGUGCUGCUGUUUAUAUCACAGUCAUCUAUCACACAAGCCCGGAACUGGAGGAUUUGGUUGUUGGGGCCAAGUUAUUGCCCCAAUAAUGGAUAUGUAUCAUCAAACAGGGCACAUGGAACAGCCAUUCCAGCCUAGUCAGGGACUAUUUGCAGACAGUGCAACUUUAACACUUGUAAUGUUUUGCAUGGAAGAAUUGUGUACAUGUAUGUAACAAAGAGAAAAAAAUAAUUUGAGUGAACAUGCGCAUAUUUUAUCAUAAUAGCGCAGUGACAUCAUUAAGAUAAGGUUAUUGGCAUGAAAAUGAUCAUCAAAUUUAGGAUAGUUAUUAAUUAUUCUCAUUGAAAUCAGACAUUUUACUUGGAUAGGAUACCUCUCUGCAUGGUGAUCUGACAACUCUCCAGUUCAACUAAUCAGCAUCUAGGCUUCUACAUUCUCUGUAUGAGUGAGCAGAGUAUUCAGAGCAGCCUUUUGUGAAAAAAAUGAACAUAAACAGGCUGUUCCAAAUGGAAGUAAUAAAAGUUUUCACCGUUAUAUUGUAGAUAUUUUGUACACCCUCUUGUUUCUAAUCUUGACCAGUAGAGGUAUCAAAUCAGAGAUUUAUGAGAUUGAUUAAUUUACCUACCUGUCUGAAAAGGUGGCAUACUAUGUGAAUUUAAGUCUAUGAAAGGCAUUAAGAAGUGAUACACAUAUGGAGGAGAAUUUAUGGAUGUCAACUUCCUUAUUAGGUGAUUGAAGAAGUAAGCAUAUACUACGAAACGUUGUGUUCCUCAUUAUAAUGAAGUUGACAUCCAUAAAUUCUCCUCCUCAUAUGUGAAUUUAGUUUUUGAUUUCCUGAAGAAAGAUUUAAUGAGUGGACAUAAUGUGAUGCAAAAAUUGGAUAUGUGCUAUAUGAUAGAAAAACAGAAGGCCAUACUUAAUUAUGAGACUUUGUUCCUGCUUUUCUGAUUUCAAAACCCCCAUCUUACUUUAUGAAGACACUUUUUAUCGUUUCCUUCUGUAACUGCAGAAAGGUUUGACCUGGAAUGUCAGGGUCACUUUCAAGAAAAAAUAUUAUAGUUGGAAACAAACAUUGGAUGAAAUUCUUGUAAUUAAGUUACUCUGACCCUAAUGAAUUUUUGCAGCAUGCAUGAUGUUUUGUAUGAAGUUACCGGUAUAUAUGAAUAGGCACCUCUGUGAUUUGGCACAUUUAUCAGAUAAUGAAGACUUUGCCUCAAGGGAUCAACAUGUGAACAUCAAAACAUGGUAGUGUACUCUGUAGUACUUGGAAAUUGCUGCUUCUGUGACUUGAGGCUUUAUUUGAAGGGUAUAUUAAAAGCAUUCGUAGUUCAUGGAGACAUUUCCUGUAACAAGUAAGCUUACAGUUUUGACAGCUUUGUUGAGAGGACCUGACUGCAAUGUGAAGCAGUGGCUGCAAUGUGAAGCAGGAAUGCCUCCUCUACUACACCAGUUUCUCAGGUUGAUGAUUGAACAGUAGAAGAUGAUGUUCCAAGAAAGGCCAAGUUAUUUGAUAAAGGCCCAAGCAGUCAUCAAGUUACUGUGUCUACUCAAAUAUGUUGUAAUUUCAAUAAUAUUUUUUAUUUAUUUCCGUAUGCAAACAUAUUAUGAUACAGUGUAUCUUCAUAAUAAGUGGCAAUGGCUCGUGUUUGCUCAACUCCAUGUCAGGAAGAGGUAGUUUGUCAAAACAGUCUGUGUGCUUGCCUUCCGUUUGUGCUGUCCGCUGGAGCAUGCAUUCUAGUUCCACUGUUCCACAAUGAUCUCAAAUUUUAUGUUGCCAAUACCUCAGUUGCCAGUCUGUCGGUCUGCCUUCCAGUACACCCGCUGCAUAUCUAAUGUCCCCUCUACACCCUCAUGUAUGUAUAUAAACAUUUAUCAUUGGAAUAAAGCAAAGCUUUAAUAUCA
This is a messenger RNA of Haliotis rufescens (red abalone), 11764 nucleotides long. RefSeq names its product phagosome assembly factor 1-like. Gene Ontology annotation, biological process: Golgi to plasma membrane protein transport. Lineage: Eukaryota; Metazoa; Mollusca; Gastropoda; Lepetellida; Haliotidae. Gene Ontology annotation, cellular component: trans-Golgi network. Bases 149 to 1525 code for a protein of 458 amino acids. The record is from RefSeq and is a predicted model, not a curated record. The transcript is spliced from 15 exons.